Messenger RNA from Pseudophryne corroboree (corroboree frog), 4334 nucleotides. RefSeq names its product UEV and lactate/malate dehyrogenase domains (gene UEVLD). The coding region runs from base 172 to 1602 and encodes 476 amino acids. The transcript is spliced from 12 exons. Gene Ontology annotation, biological process: protein modification process; lactate metabolic process; pyruvate metabolic process. NCBI's taxonomy places the organism in Eukaryota, Metazoa, Chordata, Amphibia, Anura, Myobatrachidae. Gene Ontology annotation, molecular function: L-lactate dehydrogenase (NAD+) activity. The record is from RefSeq and is a predicted model, not a curated record.
ACACUGAGGUGUAGCAGUGUCCUCCUCACACUACACACACACACUGGCUGCUGCUGGGUGAGUGGAUGCAGGGCGGGUGAUCCGGCUCCUCCCAGCUGGAUGUCUCGGGCUGUGUGAGGAGGAAGCAGGAAGAGAUCUCGCUGUGCAGUGUAUGUCACCUAAUCUACACAGAUGGAGUUUAAUGUGGAGCUGGUGAGACAGAGGCUGGGAAAGUAUAAAUUCCGAGACCUGACCACCGAGGAGUUAAAGGAUGUUCACAGAAUGUAUCCAAACUUCACUUACUCCAUGGACACCUACACUUUUAAGGACGGUUCUCAGAAGGAUCUGCUGAACCUCGCAGGGACCGUCCCAACCAAGUUCCAAGGUAACUCGUACAAUAUCCCCAUCUGCCUGUGGCUGUUGGACUCCCACCCCUUUGCUCCCCCACUAUGUUUUCUGAAGCCGACAGAGAGCAUGGGAAUCCGGUUUGGGAAACACAUAGACGCGCAGGGAAGGAUAUAUUUGCCAUAUCUCCAUGAUUGGAGUCAUCCCAAGUCUACAAUCAUUGGGCUGAUUAAAGAAAUGGGGGUGAAGUUUGAGGAGGAGCUCCCCCUGUAUUCCAUCUCAGCUGCGGACGCCGCCAGACAGAAGGAGCUGCUCUCGUUCAUCUCUCGGGUCACGGACGGUGUGUCCAGCAUAGAUGUGAGCUCUCCGAGCAAGGGUAAAGUGACGGUGGUGGGAGCCGGAGACCUGGCUAUGGCUUGUCUACUGGCCAUAUCCGCUAAGAGAGCUGCCGACAAACUGGUUCUUCUUGAUGUCAGUGACGGAGGAUCCAAAGGCGGAGGCGCAACGGACUUGGAGAUUUUCGGCAUUCCGAACGUGGAAGUUAGUAAAGACGUGUCUUCUACCAGUGGCUCAAAAGUCAUAGUCCUUACAGUGAAUGCCUGGAGUAACGCUCAGUCUUACGUGGAGGUCCUGCAGAGCAACGUGGAACUGUUACGUGGCAUUGUCCCGGCCGUGGCCUAUCACUGUCCAGAGAGUGUCCUCCUUGUGGCCUCUCAGCCUGUGGAGAUAAUGAGCUAUGUGGCAUGGAAGUUGAGCGGCUUUCCUCACAGACAGGUUGUGGGGAUUGGAUGUAACUUGUGUUCUGUGCGGUUCCAGCACAUCAUUCACACCGCAACCAAUUCUCAGGAGGAGGCUCAGUCCGCGUGGAUCAUUGGGGAGCAAGGUGAAAAUAAAGUGGCUGCCUGGAGUGAUCCCAAUUCCGCAAAUAACCACAAAUCGCCGGCAAAGCUUUACCCCAAGCUCUUCCAGGAACAGCUCUCAGGCAGAGCCAUGGAGGUGUUGAAAGGUAAAGGUCAGAGGUCAUGGUCGAUUGGUCUCUCUGUUGCUGACCUCACAGAGACCAUUGUGCAGAACAAGAAAAAGAUUCACUCUGUCUCUUCCUUUGCUAAGGGUUUCUUCAACAUACAGGAAGAAGUCUUUUUAAGCAUGCCCUGUGUACUAGGAAGCAGUGGGGUGUUUGGGAACCCCGAAAUCCUACAACAGGACGAUUGUGUAUCCGACGCUCUACAGAAAAGUGCAUCCUCUAUACACAGUCAGCAGCAGCUGCUGAAACUGUAAAAUAACCAGAGCGGGACUCUGUCACUGUGCAAUCGCCAUGUAGGUGGAUGAUCUCUGCCAGCCAGGGGGUCACUCAGAUGCUCCUUCACCCUGUGCACAAGACGGAGUCGGCCAUUUUGUGUGGCUUAAGUUAUGUUCAUGAGAAUGCAGUUUGUGGCGUAAAUGAAUUAAAGGUCAAUUUUAGUCGAUAAUAAAUCGAUCUAAAUCGAUGUUGUGUUUCAGGGGCAAAAACUCACCUUUUUUUUUUUUUUAUAUUGAUUUUGAAAUGUUUUUAAAUGUGCAAGUUAGCCCCUGAAACACAACAUUGUUUUAGAUCGAUUUAGAUAUUUAAUACAGAUUAAAAUUGACCUUUUAGUAAAUUUACCAAUAUCCGUUCAUUAGAAACCAGUGACAUCGCGGAGGCACUGGUUCCCACCGACGUAAUAAGGCUGCAUUUUGAUAAACCGUUGCUUCUGCCACCAAAAUGGCCGCCUCCACGGUGUGCUGGACACAGCUACUCUGCGAUGUCUUUUCUACAAAUGCACUAAGAUCAUUUAUUUUCUUACUAAAUACUUGUGAUUUCAUCAGGAACGAAAAUAACACUCAUGUUUGUAGACCGUUGUACAUUUAUAGUUUUUCCAUAAAAGGGAGGUAUACUCUAUAUUCUCAAAGAAUGAGAUACAAAAUGAAAAUGCAAUUGUAUUUUAUUUGGAGUUCUAGUAGAACGUUGCCCGUAGAAAUAUUAUUCCUAAACCCAAAAGUGCCCAAAAGACUCAAAACCCAUCCAGCUCCCUUUGUCUCACUCAUCAGGUAUCAGUACACAGCUCUGUUUAAAUAUAAAUUCAGUGACUGAAGGGCCAAUUCACUAAGGAUCACUGCUACUGAGGCACAAAUAGCGAUCAUCUCAAAACUGCUACUGUUAUAAAUCGCAUGUGGAGAGCCGCCAAGAAAAAAAAGAUGCCUGCCGCUGCAUUUGCAAAUUCAAACACCAUGUUGCCUCCCACAAACGGUCACUUCCUGUCAAUCGAUUCGCAGUCACAUUUCACUGGGCCUGCGAUUGCAGAGCGUUCGCACUUUGGUCUUCCCAGUCUGCCGAUAAUUGCUCAGUGCGUGCGUUCUCACGUUUGCAAAUGAUAGUGAAUUAGGCCCCAAGUCCCCUUAAUUCUGCCAGAUGGGGCAGACGAAAGGUUUACUGAGGAAACUACAAUUACAUAAGCAGUGAGACACAAGGCAGUAACUUCCGCUGUAUUUAUUCUAGAACUGACCGAUUUUACCUCAGAAACCAUGUAAGGUCUUCUCUCAAUAUGCAGAAUCACGGCUGAGAUUUUGGUAUUUAAAAUUGUUCCAGUUUAUUUAUUAAGAAUAGGGACAUAUGAACGGAUAACCACACAGGAGGUGGAAAGGGAUUUAAUUCAGUGAUUAAAUAAUUUGUGUUAAAUGCAACAUUGAAAAAAAUAUUUACAAAAUGUUAUGUUAUUUUAUAUGAGUAAAUGUAGUGGGCAAUACUGAACCUAUAGUACUAAUAUCAGAAUUUAUAUACUGUAAUUCUAGUAUUAGACACAUAGAAACAUGACAUUUACCAACAUGCCCAAUAAUGGUGGUCAUUCCAAGUUGAUCACUAGCUGCAUUCGUUCGCUGUGCAGCGAUGAGGCAAAAAACGGCACUUCUGCACAUGCGUAUGCGGCGCAAUGCGCACGCGUGAUGUACUAUUACAACGAACAAUGUAGUUUCACACAGGGUCUAGCGAAGCUUUUCAGUUGCACUGCUGGCCGCAGAGUGAUUGACAGGAAGGGGGCGUUUCUGGGUGUCAACUGACCGUUUUCAGGGAUUGUUCGAAAAAAUGCAGGCGUGGCAGAAAAAACGCAGGAGUGGCUGGGCGAACGCAGGGCGUGUUUGUGACGUCAAAACAGGAACUGAACAGUCUAAAGUCAUCGCAAGCGCUGAGUAGGUAUUGAGCUACUAUAAUACUGCACAAAAAAACGUUGCCGCCGCUCUGCGAUCCUUUCGUUCGCACUUCUGCUAAGCUAACAUACACUCCCAGUGGGAGGCGGCAUAGCGUUUGCACGGCUGCUAAAAACAGCUAGCGAGCGAUCAACUCGGAAUGACCACCAAUGUUGUUAUCAAUUUUGAUCGUCUUGCUGCCGGGCUUUACUAUCGUUUUUGGGCCACGUUCUGUAAUACUGAGCAAAGUGACCAAUGUUGCCUAAAAUAUUGUACAGUACAGGGCCAGCGGUAAAGUAGCCGACACCUAACAGUAGCCAGUCAUAGGGACGUAUAAUGGGGAACCAUGGGCAGCUUGAUCCUGAGAUUUCUUGAGCCCAGUCACCUUAAGAUGCCCCUGAAAACCUGCAGACUCCGCACCCUGACAGGUAGAGGAUCAUUAACUGCUGCAAUUUGUCGUAUUGAUCAUCCCCUUGUACAGCGCAGCAGAACCCUUGUGGCGCCUUACAAAGUAAUAAUAAAUUGAUUGCCUGGAGUAUGUUUUAAAGAGAGGCAUAUCAAUUUGUAUUGUGCCUUAUUGUAUGCGGAAGGAGCAGCGUAAUGUAGAAGUAUGAUAGAACAUUGUUACUGCACUGUUUCAGAAUCACUACAAAUAUGGAGUUUCUAUAUUGUCGAUCAUUUUUUACUCAACUUUUCUACUAUUUAAAAGCCGUAAGACUCCAAUAUUCUGCAUUACUGUAUUUUAUAAUAUUUUUGUUUUCUGACGUUAUACAUAAUCUCUGGUAGCUCUGAAUAAAAUGGUUUGGAGUCUG